UAAAUCACAAAUUCGAUGUAGCGCACCGACUAUUCGAUAUUCGACAUACGCGGUUUAAAGUCGAUGUAAACAUUUUGGUUUUUUAGUCAAAAUUUGAGCUGUGAUUUUCUUUGGAUUCAAAAAGGGCUUCACGAUGCAGGGCGAAAAUUGUUACACGCAAAAGAAGAAGAGAAUGUCAUGCGGCCUCGAAGUAGAAUGCCCUAAAUGCAUAAGAAGUGCAGUGCACGACGCUGCUAACGACGGUUUUCAUUUCCUAGUAACCUACACCAUUCACCCUCAAUACGCGCGUGAUUUAACCGGCGACAACCCCCCCUCUUUGAUUAGUCGAACUGAUCGUCUUCUGCCUAGCGCGGACUGGAGCAGAUUAAUCGUGGGGAAGGUUAAUGACGAUGCCCUCGACGUUGAUAGCGAAAUUCCACAUAUUGCCGAGAAAAGUAAGGCACUGCUGGAGCAGGAGCUCGGUUUCGGCGCUCAUUUAGGUUUACCGGCCACUCUGAUGAAGUUACCUCUAGGCAAAAAUGCAAAUCUAGCCGCAAUUCUGUAUAAUAAACUGCAAACGGGUGCCCAUCAAAUUUGGGUGUAUCUACACAUGGUCCACCCGUCUAGGUAUUCGCCAAUCUGUUUGGAUGAAGACGAUACGUGGGAGAGAUGGAACAAUUUCCGAACUUACUGCUGCUAUGAUAGACGGCUUGGUUUAGCGCUGAAUUUACCUGAUGUUAAUCAUUUGCCUACAGAGCUAGAGAUCGACAGGUGGGUUGGUGAACCUAUCAAAGCACUGAUUAUACACACAUCCCAAUUUCUCAAAAACCAACAUGAGCAAUUUGUACUUGCAAAACCCCAUCAGGAUAUUAUUAGGAAAUUUAUGAAUCUGGACGUACAGUAUGUAAUACGCGGACCACACCCUAGAGGAAGCGACUAUAAGAAGUAUACGGCCUACAUUAAUUUUCUGGGUAAAAAGUUAUUCGAAAGUAAUGUUACCACGGAGUACAUUCAAGGCUGUGAAGACUAUUUGCAGAGCCCCCUUCAACCUUUGACCGAAAAUUUGGAGAGCAUGAUUUAUGAAGUUUUCGAGAAGGACCAGAUCAAGUACAUUGAGUAUCAGCGAGCAAUUCACUUGGCUUUGACCGAUUUACCGAUGUCUGAUGAACUUCCUGUGGUGAUUGUUGUUGGUGCGGGGCGUGGGCCUUUGGUGCAGGCCGCUUUGAACGCCUCCUACUUGUUAAAUAGGCCAAUAAAGCUCUACGCUUUGGAGAAAAAUCCGUAUGCCAUCAAUACUUUGGAGGAUAGAGUUUUAAAUGAAUGGCAGGGGAAGGUUACAUUGGUAAAGGGGGAUAUGCGAUACAUGGAGUUACCUGAAAAGGCAGAUAUACUUGUUUCUGAGCUUUUAGGAUCAUUUGGCGAUAAUGAAUUAUCACCCGAAUGCUUAGAUGGCGCCCAACGUUUCCUGAAACCCAAAGGAAUCUCCAUACCAGCAUCGUACACAUCCUACCUAGCUCCCUUGCAGAGCACAAAAAUUUACAACGAAAUCCUCAGCAACCGCCCCCACGAAAAAUCAAUUCAAAACAUAUUCGAAACGCCUUACAUUGUUCACUUAGUUAAUUAUUACCAAAUCGCUACGUCGCAGGAGGUGUACACAUUUAAUCACCCCAACUGGAAUAAGAGAAUCGAUAACGAUCGUUUCGCGCGUCUGGAAUUCUCAGCCUCGCAAAACUGCCUCCUAACCGGAUUUAUAGGAUACUUCGAAACAGUGCUUUAUAAAAAUGUGAUGUUAAGUAUUAACCCGCAAACCUACUCCGAGGGAAUGGUUAGCUGGUUUCCGAUUAUUUUCUCUCUUUUAGAGCCGGUAUAUGUCAAGGAAGGUGAUAAGAUACAGGUGUGUUUUUGGCGAAUGCAUUCCGAAGAUAAAGUGUGGUACGAGUGGUGUCUCGAGUCACCUGUUCGAACCGCUAUUAUGAAUCCAAGUGGGCGUUCAUUUUUUAUCAAAACUCAUUAAUUCGCUUAAAUUUGUGGUUUUUUAAUUCGCUGUGAAACUGCCCGGUUAUUUUCAAGCAGGGUAAAAGUGACGUUGUAAAUUAUAAUUUUCUAAAGAAAAGUUUUGUUCAACAGUU
Molecule: messenger RNA, 2108 nt
Organism: Photinus pyralis (common eastern firefly)
Lineage: Eukaryota; Metazoa; Arthropoda; Insecta; Coleoptera; Lampyridae
Gene: csul
Product: protein arginine N-methyltransferase 5
Exons: 6
Coding region: 134-1993 (619 amino acids)
Biological process (GO): regulation of DNA-templated transcription; peptidyl-arginine N-methylation
Cellular component (GO): nucleus; cytosol
Source: RefSeq, a predicted model, not a curated record